GACCGUAGCGGCGGCGGCGGCGGCGGCGGCGGCGGGGGGGUGACGGGAGAGAAGAGGACACCAACGCCGACUGUCGGUCGCGUCGCUCGGAUGGUGUUGUUGUUGUUGCUGCUCCGGACGAGGCGACGAUGCGGCCGCACUGCUGGGUGAUGGUAGUGCUGGCGGGGAUCAUGUCGUACUUCAGCCCGGAGAGAGCCCUCGGAGCCCCGCAGAGGGAAGUGUCUCAGACCAGAGCUGCAUCCCUCUCUCCUCCGCCCUACGUCGUCAUCCUCAUCUCUUGCUCUGGCCUCGUCUCUUUUGUCCUGCUCCUCCUGACCUGCCUGUGCUGUAAGAGAGGAGGAGUGGGGUUCAAUGAGUUCGACAAUCCAGACGGGGAGGAAUGCUCCGGAGGCUCCAGUCCCAUCCAGGAGGACAGCCUGUCGUCAUGUGCCUCCCUCCCUGAGGUCUACACCUUGCCGGUCCGAGAGAGGCCCAGCUGCCCCGCCCGGCAGGAUGGAGCAGAUUCCAGGACUCAAUGGUUUAAAAGACACACUUUAAACUAUCUUCAGGAAAUAGGAAAUGGCUGGUUCGGAAAGGUGAUCCUGGCUGAAGUGCUGUGUGACUGCACCUCCUAUCAGGCCGUGGUAAAGGAGCUGCGUCUCAGCGCCAGCCCUCUGGAGCAGAGGAAGUUCCUGGCCGAGUCUGAGCCAUACAGGAGCCUUAAACACCCCAACAUCCUUCAGUGUUUGGGGCAAUGCAGUGAGAGCAUUCCCUUCCUCCUGGUUAUAGAGUUCUGUCAGCUGGGUGACCUGAAGAGGUAUUUGAGAGCCCAGCGUAAGUCGGAUGGGAUGACCCCUGAUCUACCGACCCGAGACCUCUUGACUCUCCAGAGAAUGGCUUAUGAGAUCACCUCUGGUCUGCUGCAUCUCCAUGAAAACAGCUACAUCCACAGUGACAUGGCGUUAAGAAACUGCCUGCUGACAUCAGACCUCACUGUUAGGAUCGGCGAUUAUGGCCUUUCACACAACCACUAUAAGGAGGACUAUUACCUAACUCCAGACAAGCUGUGGAUCCCCCUGCGCUGGAUUGCUCCUGAGCUGCUGGAGGAGUACAGAGGAUCUCUAAUUGUUACAGACCAAACCAAGACCAGCAAUGUGUGGUCCUUGGGCGUGGUCAUAUGGGAGCUAUUCGAAUUUGGCCUUCAGCCCCACAGGCACCUGAGUGACGAAGAGGUGUUGACCUUCGUCAUCAGGGAGAGACAGAUCACGCUGGCCCAGCCCAGACUCAAACUGUCGCAUGCAGACUACUGGUAUGAGAUCAUGCAGUCCUGCUGGCUUCCUCCGUCUCAACGCCCCUCUGUAGCUGAGAUAUUCCUCCUCCUCUCCUCCCUCCUGGCCGCCGAGCGGGGAAUGGCGAGGGGGAGCGGCGGGGAGGACGACGAAGAGGACGAGGAAUACGAGGAGGGUAGAAGAAGGAGAGGUGAGAGCGAAGAGUCGUUUGAAAGACGCUGGGACUUGCUCCGCCCGCCCAGCUUUCAGACUGCGGCGAACAAGCGUCGAGAGAGGGAGUACGGCGGGGAAGACAACUCCUACCCGCUGCUGGACCCUGUGGGGAACUGUAUCACCUCGUCCUCGUCUGAACUGGAUGACAUCCUGACAGUCACUGAGACCAGCAAAGGUUUGAACUUUGAGUAUUUCUGGGAAAAGGCUCACGCCAGACGAGGCUACAAGCCUCUCCCUCCUCCGCAGCAAAUUCCCGCUGCAAACAACAACCACAGACAGUCUCUGGACACGCCCACUGUGGUGCCGGUGAUAAGCGCCCGCAGCCCCUCCCUCGCCAGCGAGUACUACAUCCGAUUGGAGGAGCACACUCCCCAGGACAAGUCGCCGGCUCUUAAAGGGAAGACUCAACCCUCUUUCCGCGCCGACUCGAUCUGCCUGGGAGACAUGGAGCUGGUGGAGAUUCGCAGCGGGUUGCUGGGAAAAGAGCGGGUCCCUUACUGUUCCUCUGACAAGUGCGGAAAAGGCCUCCAGACCAUCAGAUCAAGUGAGAUUCAACUCCAGGUGCCCAACACAGGUGUGGCUGAAUUCAGAGACAGUUCGAGCAGAGUGACUGACUUUUCAGUAGUUGAUUUGGGAGAUGACGACGAGGAGGACACGAGGAGGGGUAGUGAGGGAAAUAGAAAAUCUCAAGCCCCGGUCCUUCCUCCCAAGCCUCGCUCUAUGUCCAUGUCAUCAGCGAACCACCUGUACUCGCGCCCCCUGCCCGCCCCUCCACUCAGUUAUAGAGGACUGCCUCACUAUACCAUCGGUGGAAAAAUCGAAACAGACCCCCAUCACAUGAGCAGCUGUCCACAUUCUACCUUUGAUCACCUGGGGUUCCAUCGGCCCCAACAGACUCUACCCCCGUCUCCGUCCCUCUCCCCGUCCCUUCCCCCGUCAAGCCAUCCGAUUUACCCCCAACCUCCUCAGGUGGGUGUCCCGCCCCUCCCUCCACACUCCAAGCCACAAAGAAUCUGCCCCAGCUACAAUACAGCAGAGACUUAUUCCAGAUACACUAGGCCGCAGAUUCAGAGAUACAACAGAGACCCGUUAUCCUGUGACUUGUCUGACAGAGAGGGCGGCAGCAGGCACCUGCCGUCAUUGCACAAUUCAAGGGAGGCUUCUCAUUCUCGCGCAAAAGACUUUGACUCACCCGUUCGUCGAGAAAACCCACUUCGCCCCAUUUACCGCAAUUUGCCCCGAGCUCAGCCCACGAACCCCCAGGUUGACGGACAGUCCUCGUCCAGUCCCACCUACUCCGAUGAGGAUGACUCUCCCUUCAUGUCUCCUGAGAGACCCAGUGGUGGGACUGCUGUCACUCACUCCAGCCUAUCUGAAGAUGCAGACCCAGCCUGUGCCGAGCUCUUCUCCAGGGGAAUGAAAAGGACACAGUCACGCCUUGACACAAUCCUGCCUGCCAUUUGGAGGGAAGAUGCUGAACUUCAUGCAGAACGUGUGGCUGCUGCCAGGAAAUCCCCCAUGCAUCUGUUUCUGACAGAGAUAGCCAGUGUGACAGAGUCUAGUGAGUCCAAGUCAGAGGCUUCCUGGGAGGGACAGAAGGACGAGAAAAGAGAUGGAGAGAGAUGGGGGAACUUUGUGCUGCCCAACAGAGGGAUGCGCCGCUCCCAGUCGCUGAUCACAGAGCUGGGGUCAGCGGGACAUUCAUGGGGGCCAGAGAAGUGUAACAACAGGGAGGAAGCGGAGGAGGACAAUACAGUCACUAAAGAAUCAUUCCAGAGGGAUCUUUUCCUCACAGAGAUCGACACAGGGAGGAUGGACACAGAUCCAGAGGGAGGAUCAACAACUUAUCCGGUAAAAUACCUUUAUCCUUCGGGAUCCAGAUUGCGUCCCUAUGUCUGUGCUCCAGGGCUUCCCUCAUACACCGAGGCAGAGGAGGCCUAUUCAAAGGGUAUGCGGCGGUCCCGCUCUCUCCUCUCUGAGAUCACCAUCGGGAAGCAGGAUUCUGAGUCGCAGCCGACCGAGAAGGAGCCGCCGAGAACAGAAAUGACCAGAGAAGAAUUCCUUAAGGAGAUCCAAUCAGCAGAGACCUUUUUGACUGAAAUCAUAUCUAGACAAAGCACUUCUACAAACAGAGUAGAAACGGACACAUCUUACUCCCCUACUCCACUGUCUCCGGAAUACGAGUCCAUAUGCAUUGACCCGAGCUCCGCUCAGACCAUCAGAUUUCAGUCAGAGAGCUCGUUACGAGCGUCCCAAAAAGGCAAAGAGGAAACAACAACGGAGGCCAUCUACGCGCAAGUGACCAAGCGUGCUAAAAAGAGUGAGAUAAAGGUUUCCAUGAAACCUGAGAUACCAGUACUUCAUAUAGGAUCAAAUAAACAACCUGUUAUACCGGACAGUGAAGGAAGCGGUGUUGAAAACGGCCAAUCGGAUGAGUUUGUGUUUUCAGAAAUCAUGCCCAAAAAUGGUCUGUUGCACAACCAAACACCUGGAUGCCACAGAGAAGACGAAGAGAGUUCCGAUGGCCCCGCCUUACCUGCUAGAGGAGAGCAAAUAGCUCACUUAGAGCACUCUCCUACUGAGUCCACUCCGAGUGUUAAAGAAUACAACUUGAACAAAUCCCUAAUUAUGAAUGAAGGAGAUACUCAAAAGGCUGCAGGUACGGGGAAUGGUGAGUUGAUGAAAGAGGACCUGCAGGGCAGCAGAACCGAGAGAACAGCUCAAACAGCUGAAAAGCUGGAUACCGCGUCAUACGAUCCUCAUAAAGGAACGUACCAAACUGACGGCGUUUCUGCCGUGGUCUCUGAACACAUCAGAGAAGCUGAUUCUGAGAAUUUCGGAGAGGAUUUGGGUUCCCUUCAUUACAGUGAGACCGGACUUGGAUCCAUCCUUUGA
Pungitius pungitius (ninespine stickleback) is the source of this 4376-nucleotide messenger RNA. RefSeq names its product lemur tyrosine kinase 3 (gene lmtk3). The transcript is spliced from 12 exons. Bases 129 to 4376 code for a protein of 1415 amino acids. Gene Ontology annotation, molecular function: protein kinase activity; ATP binding. The record is from RefSeq and is a predicted model, not a curated record. Gene Ontology annotation, biological process: protein phosphorylation. NCBI's taxonomy places the organism in Eukaryota, Metazoa, Chordata, Actinopteri, Perciformes, Gasterosteidae.